CCAGUGUGGUUUCGUUUCAGGAACUGGUAUGUUUUGGUUCUGGGACGUUGCUUCUUCCACAUGCACGGUUUUAUAGACUGUCACUGUCACAUCUCUGCUCGAGAUUUUGACGAGGAUUUAGAUGAGGUGAUUGAGAAUUCAAAGAAGGCAGGCCUGCUGGCUCUGUUGGCUGUGGCAGAGCAUGCUGGGGAGUUUGAGAAGAUCAUUUCCUUGUCACAGAGGUUUCCAGGUUUUAUUUUCCCCUGUUUAGGAGUCCAUCCUGUUCAAGAAGUUUCUCCAGAGCAGCAGAGGGGGGCGCUAGUCCAGGAUCUAGAUGCUGCUUUGCCAAUCAUAGAGCAAUACAAAGACCACCUGGUUGCUAUUGGGGAGGUUGGUUUGGAUUUCACACCCAGAUAUGUGAGCAGUGAUGCUGAUAAAGAAAGUCAGAGGCAGGUCCUGAUCCGUCAGGCUCAGGUAGCCAAGGAGCUGGAUCUCCCUCUAAAUGUUCAUUCACGAUCAGCANUAAAGAACAAACUGUUCCGUAAACUGCCACUAGGGGUCAGCAAAGCCCUGUUACACGCCUUCGAUGGGAAACCGUCUGUUGCCAUGGAGGGAGUAAAGGCGGGAUAUUUCUUUUCCAUCCCACCGUCAAUCGUUCGCAGUGAACAGCAGAAACUAGUGAAACAGCUGCCUUUAGAGAACAUCUGUCUGGAAACUGAUUCACCAGCUCUGGGUCCGGAAAAGCAGGUGAGAAAUGAGCCUAAAAACAUUAGUGUCUCUGCUGAAUACAUCAGUCUGAUUAAAGGAGUGCCAGUGGAGAAGGUGAUGGAGAUAACGACGCAGAACGCCCUCAGACUCUUCCCAAAGCUCAAGUCAGUCAUCAGACUCUGACAUGGCCUUGUUUCAUUAUUUUUAAAAAGAUAAAUUAUGAAAAAUACUCCCCUAAAAACCAGGACCGUUUCUUUGUUAAACCAGUUCUUUUAUCACCAUUUGUGAUAUUCUAGAGUGAAUAAAGAUGAUGAAACACGUGU
This is a messenger RNA of Cynoglossus semilaevis (tongue sole), 1010 nucleotides long. RefSeq names its product putative deoxyribonuclease TATDN3 (gene tatdn3l). Lineage: Eukaryota; Metazoa; Chordata; Actinopteri; Pleuronectiformes; Cynoglossidae. The coding region runs from base 61 to 870 and encodes 269 amino acids. The record is from RefSeq and is a predicted model, not a curated record. Gene Ontology annotation, molecular function: hydrolase activity, acting on ester bonds. The transcript is spliced from 10 exons.